Messenger RNA from Erpetoichthys calabaricus (reedfish), 3383 nucleotides. RefSeq names its product nucleolar protein 11 (gene nol11). Gene Ontology annotation, molecular function: protein binding; RNA binding. Gene Ontology annotation, biological process: maturation of SSU-rRNA. Bases 41 to 2197 code for a protein of 718 amino acids. The transcript is spliced from 18 exons. Gene Ontology annotation, cellular component: nucleolus; nucleus. NCBI's taxonomy places the organism in Eukaryota, Metazoa, Chordata, Cladistia, Polypteriformes, Polypteridae. The record is from RefSeq and is a predicted model, not a curated record.
CCCGACAUGCCUCGCGGCAACCUCCCGUGCUGCGCAAAGCAUGGCAGCACUCUUCGAAGGUUUAAUAGUUUGCACCCUGAGUGGUGGAAAAAGUCGCGGCCAGCUCGGUGUGCUCGGAGUGGAAGCUGGUAGUGAGGCUGACCGUAUCGUGGUAACAGAUCUCGGGAGGUCGGUAACCGUAUAUCAGGUUUCUGACCAAAAGCCAUUGGGGGCAUGGACUGUGAAGCAAGGACAAAAACUGACCUCCCCGGCUGUGUUCAAUAGUCAGACUGGUGAAUUUGCUGUAGUUCAAGACAACAAAGUGCUUCGUGUGUGGAGAGAUGAAGAUGUAAAUUUUGAUAAAGUUUUUAAAGCGACGCUGUCUGCAAAUGUUCAUCGGUUACAUGCUGUUCCAUCUGGUGAGCCGCUUGCUCUGUUUGAGAGGGGCGCCGUCCGACAGCUUGAUACCCUCUUAGCUGUUCCUCAACAAGAAGUAGAAUCUGUUCUCUCAGAAAACGAGGUGAUCAGGUGGAGUAUCUGCUUGUCAGAAGCUAAUCAUCAUGCUGUCCUGUUUGCCACUGAAAAGGAUGAUGAAUACUUCCUUUACCUCCAGAAGCUCAAUCCAGAUAUUUUACAAAAAUACAAGAUGGGGACAGUGGACUCUGAUGCUACUCCAAUAAGUUUCACUGCUACUUUGCAAAACGAGGCUGUCACAGUGAUGUGCUUGUACUCCAGCAACUGUGUGUAUACUUUCACCUUGCCUUGGCAUUCUGCCAUAUCUGAAGAAAUGCGCACCUUGUCCGCGACCCUGAGCCUACAGCUGCCAGGUUUAGGAUGUGUGCUGACUGAAGGUGCCAUUGCUUCUUUGGAUGAUGCCCAUAUUGCAGUGCUUGGGGCUCCCUGUUCCACAGAAAUUUCUGACAAGGAUUUCCUCGGCAUAUGGAAUACCCAUUUUCAGACUUUGCAGGCCUCAAAAAAGUUGGCAGGUGGGAUACAUGGACAGUUGUGGUGUUAUGAGGGAAAACUCUAUGCCCCCCAUGGGAAGGUGCUGACUGCUGUACCAUACCACUGUGAGAAGUCAUCGUUGGCAGCUGCUCUAGGAAGGCUGAAACAUACUACAUCCGAAGAGGUGAGAUCUACCGCACUCGACUGGUAUUCAUUUCUUGAGGGAGAGGCCACUGUAAAAGUCAUACAAACCAGGAGGAGUAAGCUGACAAAAAAGAGUACAAGUCAGGGCACAGCUACCUCCAGCAUCAACUCUGUAUUCGAAGAAGUCAAGAACGCCUCCCAGGAGAAUUUGGUCAAGAUCCUAGAAAGCUACCUGUCAAGUGUGCAAGAUCCCGAUCUGCAGGUUUCAGUUUGUCAGAUUGUUUCUGAGCUUGUGGUUCGGUGCCAGACAGACACCAAGUUUUUUCCUCAGAAUGCACUGCUGCAGCUGGUACGGACUGAGAGGUUGUCCUACAGUACAAGUCCAGAUCUCCUAAUGCUGGCCUUAGAGAAGCAGGACUUCGUCUUGCUCCAGAUGUGCCUGAGACUGUUUCCUGAUAUUCCUGAGGCUGCCACCUGUGCCUGCUUAAAAUCCUUUCUUAGUAUUCCAGACACCACAUUAGAGGAUGCAAGUGUGGAUCUUGAGCGUAUCUCCUUCAUUGAAAGUUUGAGUACGUCAUCUGGCACAAAAGACAAGACACAGAAUGGCUACAGCCCCAGUUUGCUGGAGGAGGACAGCUGUGACAUCCAGAUAACCACACCUAAGCAGGAUCGGACAAAUGACUGGAUGGACAUAAACCUGCCGUGCCCUGUGAGCCUUAAGAAGGCAGCCUUGCUAAAUGAUGUUCUUCAGAUCACUUACACAGAGAACUUCCUUCUUCCAAAUUUAAAGGACCUCUCUGUUCAGCAGGUGUUGCUUCUCCUCCAGUAUCUGUGGUUCCUAUACAUCAGAUGUGUGCAUGGAACAUGUAACCUGCCACCUGGUUUCAAUGGGCCCUCAGUAAAUCAGAUCCUGGAUUGGGUGUCAUUGCUCUUAGAUGCUCAUUUCACCGUCCUUGUCCUCACACCACAGGCAAAACACCUGCUUCUGCAGCUGCACAAGUUUGUGAGAUGCCAGGUGAAGUUUUUUUCUGAACUCAGCAAAAUUGAAGGGAGCCUGCAGCAGUUGCAUCGAAUAAAGAAGAGCAGCGAGAACAGCCUGUACUCAAUUGAAGUCCUCCAUCUCUUCUAGCUUCCUGUACCCUGCCAUUUCCCUAAUAAACCCCCUCUGUGCCUCUGUUGUUGUUAUUUGAGGAGCACAGUGUCAUCGUUCUGUAACAUUCCAGUGAUUCCUGUGCCUCUGCCUGUGUCUUCCAGAGUCUUAGGGAUCAUAUGAUGGCUGAUGUUUACCCGGGUUGGAUCCUCUGGCAUGAGAGCUGCUGGAAUAACCACCUUGCGCUGGCUCUGUGACACUAGCAAUCUGCUAAACCUGUAAUCAUGGCACAAGAAAUCAGGCCAAGAUCCUGAUCCGUGGUCAAGGACUAUUACUCUACAUGAUAUCUGAGGACAAAGUCCAGUGCUACUUGUCUUCUGUGGCAGAGCCAUGUUCAGGUGCUAGGAUUACAGCAACAGGACUGUUGAACUGCCACUGUAAUGCAAGACAAAAAGUCCAAAAUAAUGAGUGGGACGGAAAACAAACAUUGCAAGUACAGUAAAUGUCAAUACCAUGCUUUUUAAAAAUUUAGUUUACAGAUCGGAGCCUGCACUCCUGCAGUAAUGUGGCUUACUGGACUUGUUUUGGUCUUGUUUAGUCUUUAAUCAAAUAAUUUGCUUUAUUCCCACUGACUUAAAAGAUGAGCUGAAGGCAAGAAGUGGGUAGCUUAAGUCUAUGUGACCGGGGCCAGAGCCUGUCAUGUUCUUGAACUUAUGAUGGUGCAGUGCACUGACCUCCAGCAGCAUGGACUAUUGUAGCAGGGGUGUUUUAAUUUGGGAUGGAAUUCCUAAAUUACUGCAUUUCCUAAAACUGCCUGCAGGAUCAGCCACAGUGGGCCGAGUGUUAAUGAACUGAUACUGGGACAGCAAGUGAGCAGGGAGCAGUUUUUUUUGUUAAUGACUGCUGUCCUGUGAUGAGUUGGUGCCUACCUGGUACUGCUAAGGUAGUCAAUGGUUUUCAAAAGCCCUUUAAUGGGAGAAAUGGUUAUUAAAAUCAACGAAUACAGACGCUGUGUUUGAGCACGUAAUCAUGUUUAAAUAAAUGAAUUAGAGUUCAGCAAGUGGUCGUUUUUUAUUCCAUUAUGGAGUCCAUAUACAAAGGGCAUUGUGUUUCCACUCCAGCAGCUUUUAGCUCCUCUGUGUGAUAAAUCAUAUUUACUUAAAACUCUGUUCUGAUUGUUGACUGCUGUAUUAUUGAUAUUUUAUUAAAUAAAUAACGUUCAUUU